Messenger RNA from Closterium sp. Naga37s-1, 678 nucleotides. NCBI's taxonomy places the organism in Eukaryota, Viridiplantae, Streptophyta, Zygnematophyceae, Desmidiales, Closteriaceae. The record is from the annotation of a GenBank genome assembly.
AUGGGAGGCAUUCUCGGCCGGCCGAAGCAGCAUCGCGGGGACGGGAAAGUCGUGGCUAUAACGGGAUGCUCUAAAGGAGGAAUUGGUUACGCGCUAGCAGAGGAAUACGCGCGGAGGGGUGCCAAGGUGUUUGCGACAGCGCGGCAGGUAGAGGCGUUGGCAGGGUUGCAGGAGCAGGGCGUGAGUACAGUGAAGCUGGAUGUGACUAACGAGGAUGAUAUUAAGUCUGCAGUCGAUGUGAUUGUAAAGAGCGCCGGGCAGAUCGACAUUCUUGUGAACAACGCGGGUGUGCUAAUUAUGGGGCCUGUCGCGGACCUCCCGCUCUCCUCCUGGCGCCACGGCUUCGAAACCAACCUGCUGGGGGCAGUGGCUAUGGCACAGGCCGUGUUUCCCCACAUGGCUGAGAGACGGAGCGGGCCCAUGGGCGCUGUGUAUUCAGCAUCCAAGGCAGCGUUCACAGCAGCGACCAACUGCAUGCGCAUGGAGAUGAAGCCGUUCCCUCUGCCCCCCCUUGCCUCUCCCACAUUUCUCAAUCACAGGCCCAUGGGCGCUGUGUAUUCAGCAUCCAAGGCAGCGUUCACAGCAGCGUCAAACUGCAUGCGCAUGGAGAUGAAACCGUUCGGAAUAAAGGUUGUGCUUGCGACUCCUGGGCUUAUUAAGACUGAGCUUUUCGGGUGA